AGUUCAGACGCAGUUCGUCGCCGUUCGGUCGCUGUCGCUGCUCCCUCGCCUUCCAUGGCGGAGAUCCACGUGUGCCACGCUGGUACGUGCCGGGCACGCGGCGCCGAGGCGGUGCUCGCAGAGAUCGAGGAGCUUGUCAGCGAGGUCGGCGGACGCUGCAAAGUCCGGCAGUCGGGAUGCCUCGGCUAUUGCAACGAGGCGCCGAACGCCAUCAUCCUGGAGCGCGGCGCGCGGCGCCUCGACCCGAACAACGUCUUCACGCGCAUUCGCACCCUCGACGCCAGCGCCAAGGUCGUCGAGCGAGCGACCGGCAAGCGGCCUCCUCUCGAGGGCGCCGGCACCUCGGAGCGGCUCGCGAGCCUGCGCGCGGCACGGGCGAGGCAGCACGCCAUCUCGGUCUCAAAGUGGAACACUGCGCUCCACGGCCUCGCGGAGCAGGCGGCUGUCAAGCCGGCCCUCCGCUCUGAGCUCUCCACGCUGCUCCGCAAGGCUGGCUUCCCGGAGGGCGUGCGUGCGGACAGGGCGGGCCAGGCGAUGCCGUCGGCCAUCGCAAACUACUCGCAAUGGUCGCUAGAGAGCGUGACGCCCGUGACGAGGCACUCCGCGCUCUUCGCCUUCUCCUCCUCCGACCUCAAGCGAGGCACACCCCACCCGCGCGGCCGCGGACGCAUGGCCGAGCCGGUCACAUGGCACACCACGCUGCUCGCCGAGGUUGGGCCGAACGCGGAGGGGCCUCUGCCGUGGGUGGAGCGGGACUACACGCCCGUCAGCAGCGCGAAAGAGUGGGAGCAGGGCCGUUGCGAGAUGCUCAUCAAGGUUUAUGCGGACGGGGCGGCCACCUCGCUCUCGCGGCCCGAGAGGACGCUGCGAGUCCCAGGGCUCGUGUCGGAGGGGCGCGCGUUCCGGCCGUCGAGCGUGCUGCUGCUGCUCGCGGGCACGGGCGCGGGCCUCCCGAAUGCGCGCGUGGUGCGCGCGCGGCUGAGCGCGCCGCUGGUGGCGGAGGCGUGGGCGCAGAUGGCCCAGCCGUGCCGCGUGGUCGUGUCGGGCCCGGGCGGGUUCAACACCGCCGCGCGCGCGAUGCUGGCGGAGGCGGGCGUCGACGUCGAGGCGCACGUGACCGUCCUCUCGGCGUGA
Emiliania huxleyi CCMP1516 is the source of this 1134-nucleotide messenger RNA. RefSeq lists its product as hypothetical. Lineage: Eukaryota; Haptophyta; Isochrysidales; Noelaerhabdaceae. The transcript is spliced from 3 exons. Bases 55 to 1134 code for a protein of 359 amino acids. The record is from RefSeq and is a predicted model, not a curated record.